GUCUGGAGUGGCCCCACAGCGGCUUCUCUACAGCACGGGGCUCCCCCGGCGCUCCGCUUCCCUCUGGGAGCUGCCAGGGGAGCGUCAGGGAAAGGAGGGCGAGCGCUGAGCCCGAGGAGGAGGGCGGGGAAAAUUCGCCUCCCUGCGCGUUCUGAGGGAGCGAUCGGCGCGAACGACCUGGAGCUGAGGCGGGGAGGUUUGGGCUGGGUAUAGGGAUGGGUUCUUCAUGCAGGGGAUGGUCGGACGCUGGGACAGGCCGCCAGGGGAAUUGGUGUCAGCACACAGAGGGACCCACGCCGGCAGGCUGGGUUGCUGGGCUGAGAGCAGCGGGGUGAGGGUCAGCAAGGCCGAGUGCCGGGUCCUUGGGCCGCCUCAGCCCUCUGCAGCCUUCCAGGAUAGCCGGAGAGUCCCUGCAAAGCAUCCCAGAGGGAAAGGGCCUGGGGGUGCUGUCAGAGAGCUGCUGAACACGAGCCCAGGUGGCCGAGAAGGACAAUGGCAUCCUGGCAUUGUCAGCAGGAGCAUGGCAGUGACCGUGCCCGUGUUCUGGGCACCGCUGAGGCCCCACAUUGAAUUGUGGGGUCAGUUGCGGGUCCCACGCUACAAGAAAGACUUUGAGGUGCUUAAGAGUGUCCAGAGAAGGGAAUUGAGCUGGGGCAGGCUCUGGAGCACAAGUCGGAUGAGAAGUGGCUGGGGAGGCUCAGCCUGGAGAAAAGGAGGCUCAGGGAGAACCUUCUCUCUCUACAGCUCCCUGACAGGAGCCCCCCAUGUGGGGCCAGACUUUACUCGCUGGUUACAAGUGACAGGACAAGAAGAAGUGGCCUUGAGCUGCACCAGAGGAGGUUUAAGUUGGACAUAAGGAGGAAUUUCUUCAUGAAAAAGGUUGCCAGGCCUUGGAAGGGGCAGCCCAGGGAGCUGCUGGAGUCACCACUUCGGGGGGUGCCCAAAGAGCAGCUGGAUGUGACACUUAGGGCUCUGGGCUGCUUGACACAGUGAUGGUCAUUCAAAGGUUGGACUGAAUGAUCUCAGAGGUCUUUCCCAACCAAAACAAGCCUGUGAUUCUGGGAUUUAAAUUGAUUUUAUGUGGUAUUUGUACGAUUUGGAGGCAAUGCACGUUUCUGUUGUCAGGAGCCACUUGUGUGCAGUGUGACUGGACAGGAGAUUAACCAAGCUGUGGUUCUGCUCUCCCAGGUUCCAUGGGGAGAUUAACCAAGCUGUGGUUCUGCACUCCCAGGUUCCACGGGGAGGGCUACCAGGAGGGGCUUGCAGAGGGCAGCCACGCUGGCAUGGCUGAGGGCAGGAGGCAUGGAGCACUGCAUGGAGCCAGGAUGGGCUCAGAGAUUGGCUGCUACCUUGGGUUUGCACUGACGUGGCACUGUCUGCUCCAGAAAUGCACAGAUCCAAAGAACAGCAAAAAGCUAAGGGCUCUGGAUUCCUUAAUAGGGAUGAUUCAGAAAUUCCCAUAUGAAGACCCCACUUAUGAUAAGCUGCAAGAAGAUCUGGAAAAAAUCAGAGGAAAAUUUAAACAGGUUUGUUCAAUGCUAAAUAUUCAGUCUGAUUUUAGACUUGGUAAUGAGAGAUCUUCACUGACAUUUUGAAUGCAACAGAUGAAGAUAAUCGUGGAUGACCAAAGGAAAAAAAACAUUAACAGAACUGGAAAACUUUCUAUCUACUUUUAUAUUUUAAAAAAAUCAAAAUAGUGAAGAGAUGUUAAAGGGGAAGUGAAAAAUGACUGGACUUGCAGUAUUAUUUAACAUUUAUUUUCUCCAACUUCUAUUUAGGAUAUUACACACACUAGUGUGUAAAUCUGUUAAAUAGAAAUAUUUGUUUUAAUUCUUUGCUAGUCUUUUACUGAUAAUUCCUCAAAAGGAAAACAAGCAUUUGCACACUUUCCUUGUUUAAAGGAUGUCUGUAACUUAAAAAUCUGUGUAUGCAGAUGAUUCAGUUUACACAAUGUGUACAUGCUGUGGGUGAAGGAAAGUAAAAUCAACUCCCUGCAGACUUUGCAGCAGAAAACAUUUUUGUGGGGAGAAGAUGGAAUGACAAAGCAGAUCAGAAUGCAGAGGAGAAGGAUGAAGAUGCCUGCUUAGAAUAUGGAAUUUGCACCUGGAUUUUCCAAUAGUUUUGCAGACUGAUGGGGGAAGGGAGCAAACUCCACAAAAUCCAACCACUUCCCUACAAGUUACCAGUUUAAAUGAUGGAUGAGAUGAACAUGACUGCCAGGAGAGUUGGGAUUCUCAUUGACUAUAUUUAUCAGUACCUCUCACACAGACCAGCUUUUUAUGUGCCAGCCUUGAAAAGUGACAACUUCAGUCUCAUUCCAAACCACUGGAUGCUGCCAGCUGUGUUAGCUGAGAGGAGUGCCUGGAACAGGCUUUGCCUUGGGCUGCUGGAUGUCUUUGCAUUCCAGUGAGGAAUUCCAGAAUUCCUUUUACCACCUGUACCCUGUGUGUGUCUGGCUCUGCCUGCCUGGCAUGGUUCAGCAUUAUGAAUUUGAAAUGAAAAAUGAAAAUCAAAGACAGAUUUGGUUUGUUUAAUUGUCUUAGAUGUGAAUUUUGAUCCCCACAGGCAGUGUCAGAGCCAUCUAGUGGAUGUGUGGGAUUGUAGGAGCUCACAAAUACUUGUGUAGGUGAAGUGGUUAAAAUAGUACAGAGUGUACACACUCAUGAUGAUUCUAAUUAUGUGGAGAAUAUCUUUGCACUGAAGUAACACUGAGGCAGGAAUGAAUUUUUACUUGUUUCCUCGUUUGCUAAAAUGUCUGUAAAAGCAAGGGCAGGGUUGUGAGAGCUCCAGGUGGAGCAUUUGUUUAAUAGAAGUGUGUGACAUGUGGGUGACAAGUCGAGGUGCUGCUCCAGAGAUUGUAUCAAACACAAUUAUUUUUGUUCAGCUCAAGAGAGAAAAGGUCUCUGGCACUCAGGUGGUGACUUUAUUUGGAAAAUUGGUUUGGUGGCUAAUUUUCUUGUAUUGCUUUAGUUCUAUUUAAAAAAAUACAUAAUAAAUUAUUAUAUAAAUACAUGUGUAUAUACUAUAAGUAUUGUAUCAACCAGGGUUUCCAGCUGGGAUAUACCAAGCUUAGGGUUAUCUAUUAGGUCUUUAUUCUUUUUAAUUAGGUCUUUAAUUAAGUUUCAUUUGUGUGGACACACUGAUGGAGUCUCUUCUUCCAUGAGUCUGUAUUUUUCUGCAUAUCUUCUGUUUCACACCUUGUGUGGGCCUGAUUUAGUUUAUUAAAUGAGGUACAAUUCAAAAUUCUGUUGGAUGUGCAGUUGUGUGCUUUCUUCAGUGCCAUUUUUUUUUGUUUUCUGCAGUGAUUUGUGGGGGUUUGUGUCACGUUCAGUGCUGUGGCAGUGGAACAUUCCCAGCAUUCUGAAGAGGUGUUUUUAUGCCUGAUUUACAGCUGAGGUUUUGGGUAUGCCUGAUUUAUAGCCCAGGUUACAUCAAGAAUAUUCAUUUGUCUUUGUCUUAGAGUCACAAAGACAUAGAAAAACAUGCAACCUUGUACAUUAUGAUACUUGUUAUUAAUAAAGCAGGACAUUGAGAUUGUG
This is a messenger RNA of Zonotrichia albicollis (white-throated sparrow), 3539 nucleotides long. The record is from RefSeq and is a predicted model, not a curated record. NCBI's taxonomy places the organism in Eukaryota, Metazoa, Chordata, Aves, Passeriformes, Passerellidae.